Molecule: messenger RNA, 1475 nt
Organism: Perca flavescens (yellow perch)
Lineage: Eukaryota; Metazoa; Chordata; Actinopteri; Perciformes; Percidae
Gene: dhrsx
Product: dehydrogenase/reductase (SDR family) X-linked
Exons: 7
Coding region: 269-1243 (324 amino acids)
Molecular function (GO): oxidoreductase activity
Source: RefSeq, a predicted model, not a curated record
UCUUAAUAUGCUCAUAAUAGGUAAAAAAAACCAAAACAAAAAACGUUGAAAGAGUCAGAAAACGUGUCGAAAGAAAAAUAGAAUGGUACAGCUUUGAUGAACUGUCAUUGGUUCCCCUCACCCCCAAUGUUCACAACGUCUGGCUCUAUUUGGGCAUCUUAUGACGCAGUUUCCUCGGAGGCGAAACCACGGAAAGAUAAACUCGGAGCCGGACUCAUUAGCUUGACGCACAGCCGCACUCGGAAGCUGUCCGGACGUAAACAGAGAGAUGUGGCUGCUGUCAGUGCUGCUGCCUCUUCUCAAGCUCUAUUUCUGCGGAGUCAAAGUGCUCCUCUAUCAGACCUUCAACAGAGCUUUUAUGCUCCCAGUUUUACCCAGGCAGGAUGGAAGAGUUGCCAUGGUUACCGGGGGAACCAGAGGAAUGGGUUAUGAGACAGCCAAACACCUGGCAAAGCUCGGCAUGCAUGUUGUCAUAGGGAACAAGAGAGAAGAAGGUGCAGCGGCCAUCCGGAGGAUUCAGGAAGAAGACAGCCAGGGGAAAGUUGAGUUUGUCUUCGUGGACCUGACCUCUCUGAAAUCAGUGCGACAGUUUGCUCAGACUUUCCAGAACCGAGGGCUCCCCCUGCAUGUUCUGGUUAACAACGCGGGAACCAUGAUGGUUCCUGAGGGGCAGACGGAGGACGGCUUUGAGAUCCACUUUGCUUUGAACUACCUGGGUCACUUCCUGCUGACCAACCUGCUGCUGGACACGCUGAAGCGCUCGGGCCGGCCGGCCCGCUGCUCCCGGAUCGUCAACAUGUCCUCGGCGACGCACUACGCAGGAGAGGUGCACAUGGACGACCUAAACAGACAGAUCUGCUACAGUUCCCACGGCGCCUACGCCCAGAGCAAACUGGCUCUGGUGCUCUUCACCUACCACCUGCAGGAGCAGCUGACGGCCGGCGGCUUCCCGGUGACCGUUAGCGCUGUGGACCCCGGCAUGGUGGACACGGCGCUCUACGACAACCUGUGGAGUAUCGCGCAGGCGCUGAAGAAACCCGUGGCCAAGAUCCUGUUCAGGACUCCAGCCGAGGGAGCGUCCAUAUCUGUGUACGCUGCAGCUGCCUCUGAGAUGGAGGGGGUGGGGGGCUGUUACCUGUACAACGGCCACAGGAAGCAGUCCUCGGACACUUCCUACGACUCAGAGCUGCAAGCCGAGCUGUGGAAGAAGAGCUGCGAGCUGGUGGGCCUUCAGAAGGCCUGACUCCUUCUCUAAUCACCUCUAGUCUGUCGGAUGAACUGUACGUUUCACACCUGGAGACAUUCUAAUCAAAUGUCCAGUUUAUUUGAUGAUAUUGCACAAUAAUUUUUCCCAUGAUCACUGUGAAUGAAUAUAAUAUUAAUUUAUAGUUAAUGUGAGUAUUGUUGUAUCAACAGAUUAAGGAAGAUGUACCAUUUAUUACAAUACGUUAAUAAACGCUAAUAAACAAAUUGCC